AUGGCGGAGGCUGUAUAUAACAUGGUGGGUGGCAGUCUCCAGCACCACACACCAUCACCAGCUAACACCAUGACUGCACUCAAGCUGACGCUCUUUGUAAGCCUUGCGGCUCUCGUCCACGGCGACACCUCCGUCAUACACGGGGGCGGAAGUCACCACGGGGGCGGAAGUCACCACGGGGGCGGAGGCCUCCACGGAGGAUCUGUCAUCCACAGCGGCGCAGUUCAUGGGAGCGCAGUUCAUCAUGGAGGCGCAGUGCACCAUGACACUUACGCAUCACCUCACUACGACUACGCCUACGGGGUCCACGACGACUACGCCGGCACCAACUUCGGUCACAGUGAAUCUCGCAACGGCUACAGGACCGAAGGCAAGUACCACGUGAACCUGCCCGACGGUCGCAUCCAGACCGUCACUUACUACGCUGACGAGUCCGGCUACCACCCCACCGUCACCUACGAGGGCGUCCCCCACCAUGCAGCUGCUGCCCACGUCGACGGGGGCUACCACAAGUAGCUUAUCCUCACUUAGAGAUAACAUGGAUAAACAGACUGUGGAGAAGUUCAUUGAGCUGUGGUAAAUUAUAUAUAUAUAUAUCCUAUUUAUAAAUGGAAUAUUAAAUGCUUAUGUUAUUUUGUAAAUACACAAGUGCAGAAUUGA
Molecule: messenger RNA, 660 nt
Organism: Homarus americanus (American lobster)
Lineage: Eukaryota; Metazoa; Arthropoda; Malacostraca; Decapoda; Nephropidae
Product: pro-resilin-like
Exons: 4
Coding region: 1-516 (171 amino acids)
Cellular component (GO): extracellular matrix
Source: RefSeq, a predicted model, not a curated record